Molecule: messenger RNA, 2625 nt
Organism: Cladocopium goreaui
Lineage: Eukaryota; Dinophyceae; Suessiales; Symbiodiniaceae
Source: the annotation of a GenBank genome assembly
AUGAUCGGUCAAAAGAAAUCCAAAGGGAAGAUCUAUGAUCAACAGACGUUUUUGACUGAAGAUAUACAAGAUGAGGGUCAAGAAUCUCAUGUGUAUGUUGCUGAUGAAAUCGGGGAAGAAGAUUACUAUGAACAAUUGCUCUUGAACGAGGACGAGGACGCUCUGCUGAUCGCAGACUAUGAGUCUGCAGCGGCAGACACACUGCAGUCAGACGAAGAUCUGGCCAGCGCAUACAAUGCGUACAGUGAGGUGCGCAAGCGCUUGUCCGAUCGCUUCAAAAAUCGUGGAUUUUGGCCUGUGAGCUCUGGGAAGGGUAAGUCCAAAACUCAUGGAUUCAAGGGCAAGGGAAAGAGUUACGGCCGUGGACCCCGAAAAGGUUUACAGCAAAGAAUCAUGGAAAGCACAUGUAGACACUGUGGAAAGAGAGGUCAUUGGCGCGCAGAGUGCCCAGAGCGCCAAAAUGCCUCAGCCAACAGUGUAACCAGCACGGCAGCCACCAUGACAGCCGAAGCAGUUUCCCUCGAGGGUGAGCCCGAUGCCUUGCCAAUGGAGUUCAUGCAGUUGAAUGAAGCCUCCUGCCAUUUGCCGAUGAAAGCCAGUGAUCCGCCAACGAUUAGUGAGCCUGCUUUAGCACUUUUUGCAUCGCAUGGCACAUCAGGCAUCUUAGACACAGGCCAAUCAAAUCAACAGGAUGAGAUUUUCCAGAGCCACCGUGAGUCCAGACGUUCACAGACCAAUGAAUGCACAGCAGUCGACGACAGCGUGGACCAGUUUCAGCAGCUGACAGUUCAGGAAAUGGGAGAUGCCAAGGUUACGUUUGGCAAAGCCCACAUGGGGCGAACCUAUCUGGAAAUGUGGUUGGAGGAGCAAAAUUGGAUCAAAUGGUUCAUCAGGACCUACUCAGACAGCCAAAAGGUGGAACAUCGAAAGCUCCUGAUUUAUGUCGAGAAGAUGAUAUCAGCUCACGAGCUAGAGCACAAACUGCCUCCAAUGGAGUCCAUGACACAGGGAGUUGUCAUGCCACGCUGCAAAGGGCAACCGAAAGCCAAGGCAUCCACAGCCGUGGACCCUUUCAUGUUCAUGGAAGCCAGCUCCAACAUCGGGACCGAGCAGUGGGAUGUGAUGGACCCAGAAGAGAUGUUGGCCCACAAUGCCAGGGGACUCGACGAAGAUCCACACCUGGAGAGCAUCGAAGCCCUGCAGGAAUUUCAAGAAGUCUCCAAACUCGUAGGCAGCCGAUCAGCAAAGCCAAUUCAGAUGCUCGAGGUCUUCUGCGACCUUUCCACCAAAGAAGGCAGAGAAGGUUUGUUUGAAAUUGUCGUUCAACAGAAGCCCAACCACAUAUGGUAUAGCCCGACCUGCGGGCCUUGGAGUUCAUGGAGUCAGUUCAAUGAGAUGAGGAGCACCGAAGGCUUUGCCGAAGUGCAGCGGAAGAGAGAAGAAAACCUUUUCCAGUUGGCCCUAGGUUGCCCGAUUCGACAUGUGCAGAGUAGGAAAGUUGCACAGGUUUUGACAAAAGUCAAAUGUCUACGUAGCAAACCUAUGGGAUUGUCCGAGGCUUUUGCAUCCGACGCCAAAAGAAAUACCAGUGCAUCCCUGGCACCUGCAUCCAAGCGAGCGAAGCUGACACCCGUCAGUCCACUGAUUGAGCCCAGUGAAAUGCCGGCAAAGAAGCGUCGCCUCCAUGAGAAGACCACCGAUAAUGUAGGACUUCAAGAAGUGUUUCAUGACAAACAAAUAGUUCGGGUUGUGAUUUGCAAAGGGACGGAGAGAACCAUCACUCCCCCGAAGAAUAUGAUGCCAGCAGAAGCUCCCUUUCGCAGAGCCAUCAUCAUCCAAAGACAAACCAAAGCCAUCAAAGUCGAAGGUCAAUGGGAGGAAUGGCGCCAUUUGUCAGCCCGACAGCUGUGGCGACGGUCACAUCCCUCUUUUUUGAAUAUAACAGUGUUCGCUCGAAAUCCAACCGAGAUUUCAUCACCUGCCAGUGAAAGCCAGAGACCAAUCAGCCAUGAGGCCACUGAACAAAGUGUUGCAGCCCAAUCCUCGGUACCGGAUGUGCCAACCAAUGAGCUCUCGAGCACACCAGCCUUUGAGAGUCAGCUGCAACCACCGAGUGUCGCAACACCCGAAAGCACCAAGGAUCCAAGCCAAAUAGACUUCGAAAGCAAGGACCAUGGUUCCAAGUUCAUGACAAUGUCACCGGAGAACAAGAAACUUGCUAUUCGACUUCACAAAAACUUAGGUCACCCAGAUCCCACCAAGUUGAGUAAGGUACUUCAGCAAAGGGGUUACUCUGAUGAAUUGGUGCGAGGAGUGUUAGACCUCAAAUGUUCCGUAUGCCAAAUGCAACAGCAACCAAGACUCCAACGUCCUGCGACACUGAAGGAGGAACUGAAUUUCGGUGAUAAGAUAUCAAUGGAUGGGGUAAAAUGGAGUAACAAACAGGGCCAAGAUUUCCAUUUUUUACCAUUUCAUUUGUCACGGUACCAAUUACCACACUGCAGUAGUGGCCCCGAAUCGAGCAGAAGUUCAGGAAAGAUUCACCUCUGGAUGGCUCAACUGGGCUGGUCCUCCCAACACAGUUAUCAUGGAUUCAGCAUCCGAAUUUGUGUCGCAAGCAUUUGA